Molecule: messenger RNA, 657 nt
Organism: Prunus persica (peach)
Lineage: Eukaryota; Viridiplantae; Streptophyta; Magnoliopsida; Rosales; Rosaceae
Product: agamous-like MADS-box protein AGL62
Exons: 1
Coding region: 1-657 (218 amino acids)
Biological process (GO): positive regulation of transcription by RNA polymerase II
Molecular function (GO): DNA-binding transcription factor activity, RNA polymerase II-specific; RNA polymerase II cis-regulatory region sequence-specific DNA binding; protein dimerization activity
Source: RefSeq, a predicted model, not a curated record
AUGGCGAGGAAGAGCAAGGGUAGGCAAAAGGUGGAGAUGGUCAAGAUGGCCAAUGAGAGCAACCUCCAAGUGACCUUCUCAAAGCGCAGGUCUGGUCUCUUCAAGAAGGCCAGUGAGCUUUGCACUUUGUGUGGUGCUGAGGUGGCCAUCAUCGUCUUCUCCCCGGGGCGAAAGGUCUUUUCCUUCGGUCACCCCUGCGUGGAGACUCUCAUUGAUCGGUACCUUUCUCGAAACCCGCCUCAUCACCAUCACCACCAAAACUCCGGCACAAUGCAGCUCAUUGAGGCUCACCGCAAUGCCAAUGUGCGUGAGCUCAACGGCGAGUUGACUCAGAUCUCGAAUCAACUCGAGGUUGAGAAGAAGCGUGGGGAUGAGCUGAACCAGGUGAAGAAGGUGACUCAGGCUCAAUGCUGGUGGGAGGGGCCAUUGGAAGGGAUGGAGAUGUCACAGCUGGAGCAGCUCAAGACCUCUCUUGAGGAGCUGAAGAAGAAUGUGGCCAGACAGGCUGAUAGGGUUUUGAUUCAAAACACAAACCCUAGCCAAUUCUUUGUGGGGAGUAGUUCCAGUCAUCCCAAUGUUGGGUUCAAUGGAAAUCAUGUUAUGCCUCCUCAUCUUCCCCCCCAUGCAUGGAAUCCUGGAUAUGGACGCUUCUUCUGA